AUGUCUACAGGUGAAAGUGAAGACGUUUAUUCAGACCUCUACUCCGUCGUAUCUCAGGUAACUUCUAAUACAGCCCACGAUAUUGAGCAACUUCCAUAUGCUUUAACGUUUAAAACAUCUUUGAUCUUCGUCGGUGCUACUGUUGGAGGGUUAUUGUUCGGCUAUGAUACAGGCGUUAUAUCAGGUGUUCUGCUUUCUUUAAAGCCGCAAGAUCUUUCUUUGACAGUUAUAACCGACGUUCAAAAAGAAUUAAUAACCUCCAGUACAAGUGUUGGUUCCUUUUUCGGAUCUAUGCUGGCAUAUCCGCUAGCAGAUAGAUAUGGAAGAAGAAUUACCCUCGCAAUCUGCUGCUCAAUCUUUAUAUUGUCUGCUAUCGGAAUGGCUGCUGCAAGAACAUUGACAUUUUUAAUAUGCGGUAGAUUACUGGUUGGUGUCGCUGUUGGGGUGUCUGCGCAGUGCGUCCCGUUAUUUUUAAGUGAGAUUUCACCUUCAAAAAUCAGAGGUUUUAUGUUGACUUUGAACAUUAUUGCCAUCACUGGUGGUCAAUUGAUUUCAUAUAUAAUCGCAUCUCUUAUCAAAGACAUUGAUAAUUCAUGGAGAUACUUGUUUGCAUUUUCAGCUGUUCCUGCCAUUUUAUUCAUUUCCAUGUUGGAUUUUAUUCCUGAAUCACCAAGAUGGUCUAUUUCUAAGGGAGAUAUUCUCUACGCCAGGAAUUCUUUGAAAAUGUUAUAUCCUACUGCAUCUACAUAUCACGUCAAUAGUAAAAUUAAGCAGUUAAUUAUUGAACUUGAUAAGUUACGAAUGUAUGAGGAUGGGAGUGAGCCCUUACUUGCGCAGGCUCAAUCGCUUGUUAGGUACAUGAAUACCUCUACUUCAGGGACUGUUAGCCCACCUAUUGCCAAGAGGCUUUCUUCAACUGCGGACAGAAACAGUAACACAGUGUCUUCCUCGUCAGCAUUUUUAUCAGUAUUAAAAAGCCCAGCUUUAAACGGAGCCACGACAUCUGGCAAAAAAAAAAGACAUAGGAUGGAACCACGCACGAUAAGAGCACUAGUAGUUGGUUGUGUGUUGAUGUUCUUUCAGCAGGUCACUGGUUUCAAUGCGUUCAUGUAUUACGCGGCAAUAAUAUUCUCUAGGUUCGAUAUAAAAAACCCUCUAUUGCCCCCAAUUUUGAUUGCUUCAACAAACUUCAUAUUCACCUUUUUUGCUAUGUAUACCAUGGACUCCUUGGGGAGAAGAGCUAUUCUAUUAAGAACAAUCUGGAUCAUGACUGUCGGGUUGCUUCUUUGUAGUAUAGGCUUUGGUCAUAAUCAAGUUAGUUUACUUUUGAUCUCUGUUGUAAUUUACGUCGCGGCAUACGCUUCUGCAAUGGGCAGUGUUCCAUGGACCUGCGUGGAAUUUCUUCCUUUGAACAGGAGAUCAUUUGGUGCAUCUUGUAUAGCAUGCACAAAUUGGCUGACCAAUGCACUUGUUUCGAUGACGUAUUUGAGCGCUAUCAACACGAUUGGUGAUGAAAAUACAAUGCUGAUUUUUGCUUUUUUCACUGUUUGUGCUUGGUUUUUCGUCUACUUUUGGUAUCCAGAAGUCAAAGGUUUGUCAUUGGAGGAAGUCGGAAACGUUUUUGACAAUGGAAUUGAUGUGCAUUAUGUCUUUCGUACCUAUCAUUAA
Messenger RNA from Saccharomyces kudriavzevii IFO 1802, 1668 nucleotides. It is a transcript of the gene CIN10, whose product is annotated as Cin10p. The transcript has a single exon. Gene Ontology annotation, molecular function: myo-inositol:proton symporter activity. Gene Ontology annotation, cellular component: membrane. Lineage: Eukaryota; Fungi; Ascomycota; Saccharomycetes; Saccharomycetales; Saccharomycetaceae. Gene Ontology annotation, biological process: transmembrane transport. The coding region runs from base 1 to 1668 and encodes 555 amino acids. The record is from RefSeq and is a predicted model, not a curated record.